This is a messenger RNA of Malaya genurostris, 2266 nucleotides long. RefSeq names its product UDP-glycosyltransferase UGT5-like. The record is from RefSeq and is a predicted model, not a curated record. Lineage: Eukaryota; Metazoa; Arthropoda; Insecta; Diptera; Culicidae. The transcript is spliced from 5 exons. Gene Ontology annotation, molecular function: UDP-glycosyltransferase activity. The coding region runs from base 604 to 2223 and encodes 539 amino acids.
GCUGAUCGGUGAAGUACUAAAGUGUCCGAAGAUAACGAUUAAGAAUAGUUUUUAUAUGUCAGCCAAUUUCCUAGCUAACGCAAGUCAGUGAAUCAUGCAAGUUUACAAUUGAUUACUGCUUGGAAACUAAACCUAGACUUCGCUACGUGAAGAGAAAACACAAUGGAGACGCUUGGUGGAUUUGAAAAUUGAAUUGCAUUGUGUUUCGGCGCCAAAGGUUCACGCUGUUGAAAUUUUCGCCCGUGAUGAUUGUCGACGCUGAUCGCCGGCCGGCAGUUUUGUGCUUCGACCCGUCGAUCUAUUCUCGUUCUCAAUCUGGCUGGUUUUCUGACGAGAGGAUAUCACACAUUGCCUGCGAGGAAGCACCGUUGUUUACUGUGACGGAAUCGGAUACACACAGCUUGUCGUCAUAAAUUAAGUGAAACUCAGAUAUCCCACAGUUCACGACGGGACACUAGGGCGAACGGACGACCUAUCAAAGCGGACAUACAUCAGUACACGCUAGGCGUUUGAAAGACAGUAGUGCAAUUCCGAUUACAUAACUUGUGAAAAGAUAAAUAAAGAUACUUGACCCAGCGAGGCAACGAGAUAGAGUUCACAACCAUGCAUUUCACACUGAUUCAGUACUUACUGACAGCGCUCGUUGCAUUUGGCUCUACGGCGAGGUGCUCCAAAAUACUCGUACUGGUACCCUUCCCAGCCCCCAGCCAUUGGCUUUGGCUGCAGCAUUUCGUCCACGAGUUGCUAGACCGAGAACAUGAAGUGACCGCCAUUACCAAUUUUGCUGCCACAGAACAACAUGCCAAUUACACGGAGAUUUUGAUUGAUCCACCCUACGAUAUACCGUACUAUUUCCCUACAUCGGAUAUAUUUGAUGCGAAAUAUGAAAGCGACCUAUCGAAUCUGUUUCUGUACUGGAACGUGGGACUCGCCACUACCAAAUAUGCGUUGAAAAACCCAAACGUUCAGCAGUUCAUAGAGCAAGAUGAUAACACGUUUGAUCUCGUGAUUUCGGAGCAAUUUUUUCAAGAAGCAUUCCUAAUGUUUGCCCAUAAAUAUCGGGCACCAAUUGUGACCAUUGGAACUCUGGGUUAUUCGGAUUACAUGGAUCAAGCAAUGGGGUUAUUGACGCCAUGGUCGUUUGUUCCACAUCCAAUACUUUUGUACACCGAUGACAUGAGCUUUAGUCAACGUUGCUACAAUUUUAUAGUUUCUACAACCGACGCUCUCAUACGAAGAUUUUACUACAUGCCUAGACAAGAUAAACUUGCCAAAAAAUAUUUCACUUCCAUUGAAGGGCCAGAAUCGUUUCCAUCGGUUUACGAACUGGAGAAGUCUAUCUCCGUGAUGCUGAUUAACAGUCACACAUCCGUGACUCCCCCUAGGCCAUCAAUUUCCGGCUUGGUUAAUGUAGCCGGUGCUCACAUCAAGUCGAACAGUCUGCUGCCAAGAGAUAUCGCGCGUUUUCUUAAUAGUGCCAGCGAAGGAGUUAUCUUUUUCAGUCUUGGAUCUUAUGUUAAAAGUGUCGACAUGCCGAAAGAUAAACUAAAAGCCUUUUUCGAAGUAUUUCGCAAUAUAAAACAAAAGGUUCUGUGGAAGUUCGAGGAUGAAACAAUGACCAAUGUCCCGAAGAAUGUGAUGAUCGGGAAUUGGUUGCCACAAAGUGAUAUUCUAGCCCAUCCAAACGUCGUUUUAUUCAUCACCCAUGGAGGAAUAUUCGGAAGUCAGGAGGGACUUUAUCGUGGUGUUCCAAUGCUAUUCAUUCCAUUUUAUGGAGACCAAUAUCGAAAUGCUUUGAGAGCAGAACGUGCAGGGUAUGCUCUGUCAUUAAAUUUCGGGGAUGUCAAUGUCAUUACACUUGGAUCCAGAAUCAACGAAUUACUUACAAACCCGGCAUUUAGAAGAUCAGCCAAAAAAGCAUCGGAGCUGUUCCGUGACAAUUUGGUUCCUCCCAUGGAGGAAGCCAUGUUCUGGAUUGAGUAUGUAAUCCGUCAUAAGGGCGCCAAGCAUCUGAAAUCAAUUUCAGUUGACCUUAGCUGGAUACAGUACUUAAUGCUGGACGUGCUUGCAUUUUUCUGUCUAGUAAUCGGUUUCAUUGUUGUGCUUAGCUGUAGGAUAUUGAGGACAUUUACAGCAAAAACGAGUAAUCAAAAUACGAAAGAACAGCGAAAACAUGUUACCUCAUUAAAAACAGCGAAUCACGGGAAGUUCAAAUUUAAUUAAAUAGUUUAAGGAAGUUUAUACAUUACACUAAAAUAUAAGCAGA